UUGAUGUUCUCCGCUACAAAGGAUCAAUCGGCUUCAAGCCGAGGUACUGCCCAGGUUUCUACCAGCAGUAAUGACUACCGUAUCGUCCUGCCCCGUCUUCCUACUGGUAAGCUCGUCGCUGACUCCGUUUUCCUGCAUGCAGACCUUGCUGGCCGUCCAUACCGAGCGCAGGACUUUCGAGAUGCCCUCCGGAAUAUCAUAGAUCUUGCUGAUAUAACCUCGAUCGGACAGUUUCAAAUGUCACAUGUCUGGAUGGUGACUUGCAGGACUGCGCUAUCUAAAGUGAAGAUAGUAACCUGUGGUGAAUUAUUUGUUCGAGGACGAAGAUGCGUCGUUAUAGACCCUGAACCCACGGAAGUUAAAAUGAAGCUAUUAUGGCUCCCUGAACGCCUGGAAGAUAUUUAUGUGCACGAAGCCUUUCAGCCUUUCGGAAAGAUCAAGUCGAUUUCAGCGGAAACUUGGAGGGUGUCAGAAAUGGAACAGAUGAGGACCCUUAACCGAGACGUUGUACUGGCACUUGGUGACGGAAUCCGUGUCUCCGACAUCCCGCAUCUACUCUCAGUUUGUGGUCUACAAAGCCUAGUGCUAAUUCCCGGCAGGCCACCUUUAUGCCUUCGUUGCAACAAAGUAGGACAUAUUCGUCGACACUGCAGGACACCACGCUGCGAUGAUUGUCGGCGGUUUGGACAUACGGCUGAAGAAUGUGUGGCGACGUAUGCCAAUAAAUUACGACAUCGCAUGCGACCACCUGAAGAUGCGUUUCCAGAACAUAUCAUGGACGCUACGGAAGUCCUCGAUGCAACGGGAGACCUUCCAUGUGCUGCCGCCGCUGAGCCCUGUGCUGUUGACAAAGACGCAGCUAGUGACUGUGCUGGAGCGGAGAAAUCUAAACAAGCGUCAAACACCGUAGAUGUGACAGACAGCGGAGAGAAGGAAGCGGUACCUGCACAUGAGUCAGUCUUGACACAAAAGGAAAGCCGCAGCAGUAGUGCUGACGUAGAAACACCACGUGAGAAGCUAACUAGUGCCGAUGUGCGAGAAUCCGUCGAUGUUUCCAUAACGCCGACUUCCAACGCCGCGGACCUCGUGCUGAUGCGUGACCACGCCCAGCAGCAAGCCGGUUCUUUAGCAACAAGGCCAGCGAACUGCACCUUGUGA
This is a messenger RNA of Rhipicephalus sanguineus (brown dog tick), 1158 nucleotides long. RefSeq lists its product as uncharacterized. The transcript has 2 exons. The record is from RefSeq and is a predicted model, not a curated record. Gene Ontology annotation, molecular function: nucleic acid binding; zinc ion binding. The coding region runs from base 4 to 1158 and encodes 384 amino acids. NCBI's taxonomy places the organism in Eukaryota, Metazoa, Arthropoda, Arachnida, Ixodida, Ixodidae.